GUUAGUUUGAAAAAAAACAUCGAUGACAACGGUUGUUCAAUUAGCAGAUCGUCGCUUGUCUGGCCCACACAUUUAUACCUCAAUGAUGCAUCCAAGGUUGAUGGUUUUGGCCCUUGCAUUUCUUAUGUAUGACAGUAUUGAUGCCAAUCCCAUACAGAGUGCCAAGGCCAAGCCCCCUGUGGCCACAGAGUUUAUAAUUUUGCACAAUAAUGACAUGCAUGCCCGAUUCGAGCAGACGAGUGUGAGUAGUGGCAUUUGCACGCCGGAGGAGGCCAGAUCGAAUAAAUGUUAUGGCGGCUUCGCCCGAGUGGCCUAUGAAGUUGGCAAAUAUCGGGACGAAGCUCGAAGGGGAGGGACGCCAGUGUUUUACUUGAAUGCUGGAGAUACCUAUGCCGGCACAGCUUGGUUCAGCAUCUUCAAAGAUAAGAUAGCCAGUGCUUUUCUCAACAAACUUAAACCAGAUGCCAUUUCCUUGGGCAAUCAUGAGUUUGACGAGCAAGUCGCAGGUCUUAUACCUUUCCUAAAUGAUGUGGAAUUCCCAGUGUUGGCCUGUAAUUUGGAUUUGCGCAAUGUGCCCCAAUUGGCAGCUACCAAGCAUUUGGCCAAUUCAACAGUCUUGGAAACGAAUGGAACAAAAAUUGGCGUAAUUGGUUACCUAACACCAGACACAAAGACUUUGACUCUUAAUUGUGAAGCAGACUUCUUUGAAGAAGUUGUUUCCAUAAAUGCCGAGGCAAAGAAAUUGAAGGCUCAAGGAAUUAAUAUUAUCAUAGCAUUGGGUCACUCCGGCUAUAAAAAAGAUCAGGAAAUUGCUCAAAACUGUCCCGAUGUCGAUAUAGUCAUAGGGGGACAUACGAAUACCUUCCUCUACAAUGGUACCCAGCCCGAUGCGGAGAAAAUUGAAGGUCCCUAUCCCAACAUGAUCAGGCAGAAGAGUGGCAAAAUGGUGCCAGUUGUUCAGGCCUAUGCCUAUACGAAAUAUUUAGGCAAACUUCAUGUGAAGUUCGAUGCCGAAGGCAAUCUAAUUGAAUUUGAUGGAUCACCCAUUCUACUGGAUGCUUCAGUCAAUCAGACUCAAGAUGUCUUGGAUCUACUCGAGGUUUACCGGGCAAAUGUAACUGCACUAGAGAAAUCAAUUGUGGGUCAUACUAGAGUGUUGCUGGAGGGACGCAAAGAGAUUUGUCGGGCUAGAGAAUGUAAUAUGGGAAAUCUAAUCACAGAUGCCAUGGUAUUCAGUCGGGUUUUGGAUGAUCUUGGCGGUGUUUAUUGGACAGAUGCGGCUAUAGCUGUACUUCAGGGCGGGGGCAUUCGCAGCUCUAUUGAAAAGAGAUCGGAUGGAACUAUUACAGAGAAUGAUCUUCUGACGCUUCUGCCUUGGGGUAAUCAUCUCUAUGUAGUCAGAGUCAAGGGUCAGACUCUUCGUAAUGCUCUGGAACAUGCUGCUGCUGUGCGAUCAACAGAUUCCGAUGGUGGUUUCCUGCAGGUUUCGGGCAUUCAUGUGAUCUUCAAUCAAAACCAACCCAAGGGUCAGCGUGUUGUGUCUGUGGAUGUCCGUUGCGCCGCUUGCCCAGUGCCAGAUUACAAGCCGCUCAAUAAUAGCGGAAGCUACAACAUAGUGAUAUCCGAAUUCUUGUUCCAUGGCGGCGAUGGACACAAUUUCAAUGAAACGAGUGACAAAAACACUUUCCUUCCCGUCCGUCUGCAGUUGAAUGAUCGAGGCGUUGUUGGUCAAUACCUAAAGAAUCGUGAUAGCGUCUAUCCGGAGAUCGAGGGGCGCAUUAAAUUUGUGGAAACAUCAGCGGCCAGUAGUCUUCUUCAGUCGUUUGCCUUGCUGCUUGCCUCACUGGGAGUGAUGCGACUCUUUAGCUAAGACUGCCACACAGAGUGUGGUAUAAUUUUAGGCUGGAUGGAACCGAGAAGUUUGCUCGAGAAGGCAAAGGUUUUUCUUUUUUUCUUUAUGAAUUGACAUCAUAGUUUCUUGUCAAAUACUUUCAAAUUUUCCUAUGCAAAAAAAUUUACGCCAAAGAAAUAUUAAUAAACAAAAGUGCCUCUUUU
Molecule: messenger RNA, 2055 nt
Organism: Drosophila willistoni
Lineage: Eukaryota; Metazoa; Arthropoda; Insecta; Diptera; Drosophilidae
Product: protein 5NUC-like
Exons: 7
Coding region: 23-1870 (615 amino acids)
Biological process (GO): AMP catabolic process
Cellular component (GO): plasma membrane
Molecular function (GO): nucleotide binding; 5'-nucleotidase activity; metal ion binding
Source: RefSeq, a predicted model, not a curated record